UUUUUUCUGACAGCAGCUUAGUCUCACCAGAACAACAAGAACUCUCAACAAACAGCUUAAGCUCAGAAGCUUACGAAGCGACAUCAAUGGAGACGAAGUUAGCAGCCACUGCAACAAGCCAAUAUUUGGAACCUGUUUUGCAAGAACCAUGUGGUAUCAUCCUCUUCCUCCAGUUCCUCACAUGGUGCAUCUCAAUGUUCAACAUGUUCCUCCCCAGCUCAUGCCAAUCCAGCUCCUGCAACUGUAGUCCCGCCGCAAAGGCGGCACCGGAAUCGGUUCUCACCGAAAGAGAAGUAAUCAAGACAAGGAGUAAGAAUAAGGACGAUGACAUGGAGCUGGCACAUGAAGAUAUAAACACCAUGAUGAGAAACAUAGGCCUGGAUUUCGAUCAAGAAAACAGUAUGGUCUGCAAGUGCAUUGGCAAUGACUCUAUUGCUCAGAUUUUCGAUGAGGAUGAGCCCAGCUUGCAGGAGGUAUGGCAGGCAUUCUUGGUGUUUGAUCACAACAAUGACGGGUACAUCGACGCGUCGGAUUUGGAGCGAGUGCUCCGGAGUCUAGGAUUAGGGGAAGGUGUAGGUGUGGAUGAGUGUGAGCAGAUGAUUGCCAAAUACGACGUGAACAAGGACCGGAGAAUAGACAUAGCAGAGUUCACCAAGGUUUUGGAGGCUGGCAUUUGCUAGUUUUUCUAUGUGUAAUGUUUGGUUCAAUGUCCCAGAAGCAGAAGGAUUGAUAUGCAGAACAGGAUCCGAGAGUUGGUUUUGGCAAAAGUAGCAGAAAAAAAAAGAUAUUUCCCUUGUUCUGCAAUCUCAUUUUACCGUGUUAAGUUCGGUCAAAUUUGACAAAAAAAAACUUUUUCAGUUCCAUGAAUGCAAAGCUUCAUCAUACUUGGGCAUAAGGCAUAUGUAUAAUGGUACAAAAAAUACAACUUUGGCCUAUGAUCUUAUUUCUGAGCAAUAUAACAAAAUAUGUUUA
Messenger RNA from Panicum hallii, 972 nucleotides. RefSeq names its product probable calcium-binding protein CML45. The transcript has a single exon. Gene Ontology annotation, molecular function: calcium ion binding. The record is from RefSeq and is a predicted model, not a curated record. Lineage: Eukaryota; Viridiplantae; Streptophyta; Magnoliopsida; Poales; Poaceae. The coding region runs from base 87 to 680 and encodes 197 amino acids.